AUGGAAAGAGGGCAACGUGGACUGACAGAACAUCUCAAACAGGUUCUCGGUGUCUGGUACUCAAUCAUUGCCCUCCUCAUGGGUCAUUAUGGAGGAGGAUUACACUGGUGGGAUGUCCCCGAUGAGAAAAAGAUCCCGUUCCAAAAGACUAUCUACGUAACGAUGGUCAUGUAUGGCCCGACAGCCUAUCUCACCAAAGUGUGCCUCCUCUGGAUCAUGACUCGUGUUUUCAACCACUUCCAAAAAUGCGUCCGAUUUAUUAAGAUCUUUAUGGGUCUCAUGCUGGCCUACUCCAUCCCCGCUGUCAUUGUCAAGAUACGAAUCUGCAGCCCCAUCGCCAAAUUUUGGGACCAGAGGAUUGAUGGCAUAUGUUUAGACCAGACGUCGAUUAUCUUGACUGAUGCCGUCGUCAGUGUAUUCAGUGACGUGAUCAUUCUCCUCUUGCCAUUUCCUUUGACGUGGACUCUGCAAGUCUCUGCGAAGAAAAGGAUGCGCGUGAUGGUGAUUUUGGGGGCGGGCGGCCUGGCUGUGACGGCCAGUAUCGUCCGGUUGGCACUAAUUGUCAUGACCGGACAGUCGGCGGAUGUUUCUCGGGCGUUUAUGAGAAUCAACAUGCUGGGUAACGCAGAAGUCUCUAUCGGCAUUAUCUGCACCUGUCUCCCUUCCCUCUCGACUCUCAUCGUUCGCAUCUACCACAAAUUUUCUAGCAACAAAGCAACCCGUGAGUCCAAGUACAAAAUGAGCUUGCGAAACCAGAGCACAAGGAGCCGAAGCGACAAUCAAAUGAAUGCUAGGGCGAUGGCCAGUUCAGAUGAUGAUGUGCUCAUGUACAGUUUGCAGGGAAAUUCGAAGAUUGAGACAAUCAUCCGCGGUAAUAGUGAGCGAGGUCCGCCAAAAUUAGCAUUUGAUGGCAUAGGAGUGACUCAGUCUGUUGAUGUGUCGACUUCCGUGGAGCCUCUAUGA
Molecule: messenger RNA, 963 nt
Organism: Penicillium digitatum Pd1
Lineage: Eukaryota; Fungi; Ascomycota; Eurotiomycetes; Eurotiales; Aspergillaceae
Product: putative integral membrane protein
Source: RefSeq, a predicted model, not a curated record